Messenger RNA from Corapipo altera (White-ruffed manakin), 2964 nucleotides. RefSeq names its product MANSC domain containing 4 (gene MANSC4). The record is from RefSeq and is a predicted model, not a curated record. The coding region runs from base 848 to 1900 and encodes 350 amino acids. Lineage: Eukaryota; Metazoa; Chordata; Aves; Passeriformes; Pipridae. The transcript is spliced from 6 exons.
GCCUCCCACAGCUGUUCAAAGAGCAUCAGUGCCUAAGCUCCAGCUUGACCCAGGACAUGGGCUGUCCUCCCUACAUUAGGGCUGAGAGGGACUUCACAACAGGUGGCAGAGAAGCACAGGACAGACACAGCACGGGCAGCAGAUGACCCACAAACAAAAGCCUGAUCUGACUACAGGAUCAAAGCCUUGGCAUUUUUAGUCUUUUUCAGGAGUGCUUUCUUGUAUUAAGGCUGAGAGAAUUGGAAUUGUUCAGCCUGGAGAAAGAGAAGGCUUCAGGGUUACUUAAUUGUGACCUCCAGUUCCUACAGGGAGCCUAUGAGGAGGAUGGAGAGAGACUAUUUACAAAUGCCUGGAGUGACAGGAAAAGGGGGAAUGACUUCAAACUGACAGAGAGUAGGUUCAUCUAUAUCUCUUUUACUGAAAGGUCUGCAAAAACAUCCAUGUUCUCACAGAAAACAGGCAACUGCCUUUUUGUUUUCCAGGAAGAAAUUUGAGCAGAUGGGUGAAAAGAAUUACUAAAUAACACAAAGUGCUGGUCUGAAACUGGCCGGAGACUCCUUACUAACAGCAAAAGUCCCUUGAUCCCUCUUUGCAGAGCACAUGGAACAGUCGGUCACUGGUUUGCAGACAUGGAAAGUGUAGGAGCGAGGAAAGCAAUCAGGAAUUUUGCAUCUGUCCAAACAGCACCAUGGCAAUUGUUUGGCAAAAAAACAUCCCCUGGCUCACGUUCCUGGCAGAAUUGACAGCAUCCUCACCACUCCAGAGAUUGUCUCUUCCCGUGCUGGUUCAGCCUUCAGUGCAUCCAUGGAGCACAGUGCACAGUGACUGAGCCCAUCACCCCAAGGCAAUGGUUCUGCUGGUGGCAGUAGCAGAAGUGCUGUUGGUGCUGGGUUUGGCUGUGGAGUCCCACUCACUCUGCUCACCCACCGCCUUUUACAAGAACUGCUGGAUCCGACGCUUCCCAGGCCUUCUGAUUGACCUGCAGGAAUCACAGAGGAGGGGAGCCCGGAUGCUGAAGGUUUAUGCAGAAGUCUCACCCCAACAGUGCAGCAGAACCUGCUGCCUUCUGAAGAAUGUUUCCUGCAAUCUAGCAGUGUUCUACCAUGGAGCCAUCCAUGAGAAUAGGAAUUGCCUGCACAUGUCUUGCCCAGCAUUGGAAAGCUGCAUCCUGAAGGCUGGAAUCAAUGCCAUUUUGUACAACAUCACAACAGGGAUUGAUCCAGAUCUUCUUAUUUUUGAAAAACUGACAUCCAAAGAGCCAAAUAUUCACUCCUCACUGAGUGAAUACAAAAGGCAGAAUAUCACAAAGACCACCGAGGGGGAAAGAUGCCAACACCACAAUGCCACAUCAAGUUCUCCUCUGCUCCAAGCUCCAGCCUCUACCACGAGCCAUGGCUUAACAUUAAACACUUACACCUCCAGCACAAGCCUCAUGGUCCAAAAAAACAAAGUUACUACUUAUUCCAGGGCAGAAACUUUUCCAACAGAUGACCAAUUUGCUAAGAGGACAAGCACAACUUCAGUAAGCACCAGGCAAGCCACCAGCUCAGACAAGAAGACCGAGCACUCAACUUUGACAUCCAGGUCUGCCGAUGGAGUAUCCCACAUGCCCACUCCUCCUCGUCUGAACAGCAGCAAGCAACACUUGAAUGAAACCAAAGGCUACAGUGGUAGGAAUUCUACUUCGGAAAAUGAGGCACCUGCUUGGGAAGUGUCAGCUUUGGGAGUCUGGUUGAUUCCUGUUGUUCUUUGCUCUUCUCUCCUCUGCCUUUGCUGUUGCACUGUUGCUCUCACGACAGGGCGCUGCAGCAGCAGGAGAGGUCAGUAUAAGCCCAUAAGGAGAAGAACAAAAAUGUCAAGACAAUUCAUAAAAUAUACUACUGUCAAAAGUAAUUUGUAAAACGCUUGUCAGAAUCCUUUCUAUGGAACAAAUAGGCUUUUAAAAAUGCAUCCUAUAUACCACUUUAUUUCUUUUACAGAAGUAAUGAUAUUUUUUCAUAAUAUUUCAGUUAUAAUUUAAUUCUUGUCAGAUGAAACACAAUUCCCCUGCCUCUUUAGCUAAGAAGUACACACUCAUAGCUCCCACUGUGUGCUCAGAGGUGUUCAACCAUGUUUUGGUUCAUAAUCUGAUGCCAAGUGAUGUCUAACAAACAGUGUAACACUUUCCCUAACUUAAGAGAGCAGGUUCGCUGCAGCUGUACCUAUUAGCAUGUCUAUGUGUCAGAAUAUUGUUUAAUUAGUAAGAUUAAUGCAGUGUUCAAAGACUAAACCGAUGAGGUUGUAAGGCCACGUGAAUACCUAGUUACAGCUGAGCAGAUUUCAGAAGAAAAGACCUCUCUAAAAUUAUAUUUUAGUCCACAUUGAUCAGCACUGGAACUUAGAAAACUGGAGUUUAAAAAAACCCCUUUUUUAUAGUAUUUUAUUGACAUCAUAUGCUAAUUUGUAUGUAAUAGAAGAGAGACUGACACAGGAUAAGAACAUUUUAGAAGAGUAGUGUUAUUUAAUCAGUUGAAAUAACACAAAAGAAAAUUCUUCUAUUUCAGCUAGAAAACUUAGAAUUAGGUAUGACUUGUUUUUAAGGGCAGUCCUAUGCUUAUGUAUAAAGUGAUAAAAACUCUAUAGGUGUGACCACUGCAUGAUGUACUUUAAAUUUGAACAGCCUUUUAUCAUCAAAUUGUACUUUCCUAAUUCAUAAUGUGGCUGAAUCUAGUCUAAAUAUCACAAAAAAUUUCAGCUAAGAAUGAUGAGACCUCAAGGGCUCUUCUGAGUUACAGUUGACAGGUAUUCUUUUCUAGUUUUUUGACACCAAAAGGAAAGGAGCUAGGAGGAAACAAACAAAAUACUCUAUAUUUUAUCAAAGGAUGAAUGUGGUGACAUUGUAAAUAAAGAAUGUUUAUCAUCAUCUUAGGGUAAUCUUCAUGGACCUGACCCCAAAAUGUAAAAGUCUCAGGGGUGACUCCUUUU